AUUUUUACUUUUUAGCGAUUUCCCGAUUUUUGGAUUCCGGAUUUUCACCAUACCAGACUGCGAUCAGGAGGUUACUUUUGCUCGUUGUUUUCUUUCUUUUUAAGUUUCUAAAUGUUGUUUUUUUAAAGACAUCCACAUAUUUCAGCCAAACGCAUGUUGCUAAUCUUUGAAUGCCGAUCAACUCUGUAUCGAAAUACAGACUCGCUUUUGAGUUUCCCUUGUGUACCACGCAUUUUUGCCUUCUGUUCUCAGUGUUUUGACACACACUCGCCAUGUCGACGGAGCUGUCAUCCACCGAAUCGGAAGAUCUGAAAUUCCACGCCACGAGUCGCAACCGUAAACGUUUGAUCUCCAACGGUUCGAGUCCCGACGCACCCCAGCGCAAGCACCAUCCCAGCACCAGCAAACGUCAUCAUUUCGACAGCAGCUCCGACGAUGAUGUGCAGGUGCUGGAGCAGGCGGGUUCCUCGACGCGUCCCCACGCUGCCAAUGGGACACGAUCGGAUCCCGCUGAGCCGAAAAGCGAUAAUGAUGUGCAGAUUAUCGGGAGCACGUCAAAACCGGUGGAAGAGGAUCCCUGGUCGCGGUUGGAAGAGUAUUCGGCGCUGCUGGCUGCACAGUUCCCCGAUAUGGAUCCAUUGGCCGUGCAGGAUGCUCUAAUCCAGAAUGAUGUUUCCCUGGUGAAAGCCCAAAGCCAGCUACGCAAAGCAGCUGGAAUUGCGGGUGAUUCGGAUGAGGAAAUCAUCGAAAUGCUCCAAGAUUCCUCCAAGAAACCGCCCACGAAACCAAAGACAGUCGAGGACGAAGAAAGCGAGGAUGAAAAACAGUAUCAACUGAUCCGGGACAAUGUGUACGAUAGUGACGACAGUGAUUAUGAAGAUGAAACGGACGACCGCAAGCAGAUUGUUACCUUCCUCCAGGAAGCCAGUUUGCCCGAUCUCAUCAAGCUGCGCGGACUCAGUGAGCGCAAAGCCAAGUUCCUCAUUCAAGCACGCCCAUUCCUCACUUGGAAACAGACGAUUCACAAUCUGCGUGGAGCGAAGUAUUUAAGCCUGGACGAUAUUAUUGACGCGGCUACGGAUUAUCUUAAUUCACGUACCACUGUCAGUAAAAUCAUUCAUCGCUGUCAGAAAUUGUCGGCCAAGGUUGAAGACGGCUUGAAUCAUCAGUCCUACGAUGAUGAUGUUUGUGGACCGCCUAAAAUGCUCGCUAAGGGAAUGAAAUUACAAGGUUAUCAACUGGAAGCAUUGCAGUGGCUGACUUUGUUACAUAAAUUCAAGAUGAACGGCAUUCUUGCUGACGAAAUGGGACUGGGGAAGACCAUACAGUCUAUUGCCUUUCUUGCCAGUCUGAUCGAGAGCGGAAUUCGGGGGCCAUUUCUGAUCGUAGCUCCGGCCAGUACCAUUGACAACUGGGACGACGAAUUCCGACGCUGGACCCCAUCGGUGCGGACGGUAGUGUAUCAUGGAUCCCUGGAAGACCGGGCUUUUCUACGCGACGAAUAUUUUAGCGUAAAAGGUCUCCAGAAGGUGGAAGUCAUCAUUACCACGUACGAUGGAGCCACCAGAAACCCCAUUGACAAAGUGGCCUUUAAGCGGUUACAUUUCAAGUUUGCCAUUUUUGAUGAAGCUCAUUUACUGAAGAACAUGGCGACCAAUAAAUACAAAACUCUUAUGAACACUGUCCGGACGGAUGGGCGACUCCUGCUAACAGGAACCCCGGUGCAAAACAAUCUAACGGAACUCCUCUCGCUGCUGGUUUUUGCGAUGCCACAGCUGCUUGCCCGUGACAUGGGCUCCCUGGAGCAUGCGUUUACCUAUAUUACGAAAGAAGGUAACUCGCCAUACGAAGCGCAGCAGAUCGUGGAGGCGAAAGCCAUUCUGAAGCCUUUCAUCCUGCGGCGGACAAAAGAAGAUGUGGCUUUGGAACUGCCGGGCCGCACUGCCACCGUAGAAAGAGUGCCCAUGUCAGCAUCCCAGAAAGCCCUAUAUGAAAAAAUGGUGCGGCGUUAUUCCAAAGAGAUCGUCGUCGGUGAUAACGGUGAAGAAGAGUACGGUGAAGGGGGCUUGGCGGCGCUGCACCAGAUGCGGAAGCUGGCCAAUCAUCCUUUAUUGAGUCGCAGUAUCUUCUCCGAUGAUCGUCUUCCCACCCUGGCCGCUGAUCUUGUCCGGUUCCAUCCUGCUUACAAAAACGAUACCGCCGAGCAUUUAUCCCGUGAUCUGGAGUUUAUGAGUGAUUUCCAGCUGCAUAAACUCUGCUGUAUUGAUCGGAAUUUGAAGAAAUACCGGCUAGGCUCGGAGCCGAUUCUGGAUUCUGGGAAAUUUGAAUAUUUUGAUACAUAUCUUCCGCUGCUAAAAGAAGAGGGUCAUCGAAUUUUGUUAUUUUCCCAGUAUGUGCAGGUUUUGGAUAUUGUCGAGUCCUAUUUGGAAAUUCGAAAACACAAAUUUGCACGGAUUGACGGUCAGACACCGGUGGCCGAACGGCAAGAUAUUGUGGAUCGAUUUAAUACGGACGAUAAAAUCUUUAUUAUGCUGCUUUCCACACGUGCCGGUGGCCUCGGUAUAAACCUGACGGGAGCUGAUACGGUUAUCAUUCAUGACAUUGAUUUCAAUCCCUACAAUGAUAAGCAAGCGGAAAACCGUUGUCAUCGCCUUGGACAGAAAAAGGAAGUUGCCAUAUUUCGCUUGGUUUCCAAAGAUACCAUUGAAGAGCAGAUCUUUGAACUGGGCCAGAAAAAGCUCGAGUUAGAACGAAACGUUAUGGAUAAAUCAGAUGCAGCCUCGGUGACGGUGUCAAACGAACUGGACGAUGUGGAUGUGGCCACCGCUAAAUCACUUUUAAGAAGGAGUUUAUCCACACCGAAGCCAGGGAAAGCGUAAUACAGUACUUGUAUAAUUUUAAGUUGAUGAUUGCUUUUUUAUGAUUUUGACGGACCUCCCUUUGAAAUCUCACGCAUGCGUACCGCUGUGGGAACGCGCUGAAGAGUUUUUUAUCUCUUUGUUAUAAAUUGUGGUAUGGUCGUUGUUGUUCUUGUAGCAUUCGAUCUUUUCCAAUUUUUUAUAAGAAUAGCCUGGGUUAAUUUGCGCAGUAUUUAUGUCAAUUGCAGCGGUUUGCUUGCACUUUGCUUAUAAGGUUUAAUUGUAAAGAGGUAAUUUGGACCGUUUCAAAAAUAAAGAGC
This is a messenger RNA of Paramacrobiotus metropolitanus, 3178 nucleotides long. RefSeq names its product SWI/SNF-related matrix-associated actin-dependent regulator of chromatin subfamily A containing DEAD/H box 1 homolog. The record is from RefSeq and is a predicted model, not a curated record. Gene Ontology annotation, molecular function: ATP-dependent chromatin remodeler activity; chromatin binding; ATP binding. The transcript is spliced from 17 exons. Lineage: Eukaryota; Metazoa; Tardigrada; Eutardigrada; Parachela; Macrobiotidae. Gene Ontology annotation, cellular component: nucleus. Bases 273 to 2879 code for a protein of 868 amino acids.